ACCUCCAGCCCUGUUCCCAUGAGAUUUUUGGGAGCUUGCAAAGGCAACUUAGAAGGACGGGAAUAGAGUUGUCUAUAAAUAUCGAUAGCUCUCAGCUUCUCACAGAGGAAAAUUACUCCAAAAAUGGGGACAACAACAAGACACUCAUGUUUGAAGCUUGAAAUCGCUAACUCCACCGAACCCAUCUUCGUAAAGGGCACGUGGGACCAGACCCAUUUCAACCUCUCCAUCACCGACGGCAUCAACGCUUGGGUCUGCAAUGCGACUGAAGAGGAGGUGAGAGAUAGAGCGGCGCAGUGGGACCAACCGGUAACCGAAUACGUCAAUUUGGCCGAGCGGUAUCUAGGGUUUCAACAGCCUGGCUCGGUUUACGGUUUCAAUGAUGCUGCUAAUGGAUGUAAAAGAUUGUCAUGGACAUUUGAGAAACAAGGAACAAAGCUUGAAUGGAGGUGGAAAUGUGAACCUGCGCUAAAUAGCAAGAGUGUUACAGCAGGAAUUUUGGACUUUCUGAUGGAUGCUAACAUUAGACUCAGUGAUGAAGUUGUCAGAAAAACUCAAUCCUUUGAGAGGCUGAAAGUGGAGGCUGAGAAAUGUUUGACUCAAAGUGAGAGAUUUAACCAGGAGAAGGUGGAGUUUGAAUCUGCAAUCUACACAAAGGUUGCAUUGGGUUAUAGGAAAGGAUUUCAAGUUUUCAGCAUCUCCUUUAGGAUUCAUGUGGAAUUUGGUUCUUCUUGUGCUUAUAGUUCCUUGGCGUCCUGAAUUCAAAGAAAGCAAAACUCAGAGAGCUUCGUGAUCAGCUUUCAAAACAGGAUGUUGGGAAUUUGGCAGAGGAAGAGUCCACAGACAAAACCGAGAGUUUUGAUGAAGGGAGUGAAAGCGAAAGGAGUCUGGGAGAAGCUACAAAGGAUAACAUAAGCACUUCAAAGGGUGCAGCAGCAAGUAGGGCUCGUGGUUGGAAGAGGAAUACACAAAAAUAACAUCCAACGAAGUCAAGUAUAUAUUAGAGCAGUGAAGGUAGUCUCCUACCACUUUGGAUUUGAUAUCUUUUCUCUGUGAUAACUUAGAUGUAUUUGGUCCUUGUAUAGAUGGCUUAUAAUGUAAAAUGUUCAACUCAUACAAGUUUUUAGUACAGGUACUUUUGUUCUUUAUCAAAACAUAGAGGGCUUAUGAGAAAUUUUUGUUCA
Mangifera indica (mango) is the source of this 1184-nucleotide messenger RNA. RefSeq names its product DNA repair protein XRCC4. Gene Ontology annotation, molecular function: DNA binding. The coding region runs from base 124 to 759 and encodes 211 amino acids. Gene Ontology annotation, biological process: double-strand break repair via nonhomologous end joining; DNA recombination; response to X-ray. NCBI's taxonomy places the organism in Eukaryota, Viridiplantae, Streptophyta, Magnoliopsida, Sapindales, Anacardiaceae. Gene Ontology annotation, cellular component: DNA ligase IV complex; nucleus; DNA-dependent protein kinase-DNA ligase 4 complex. The transcript has 5 exons. The record is from RefSeq and is a predicted model, not a curated record.